CUUGAUCGUAUCAAAUUUAUUCUUUCCAGUUACCUGAGGACACGCCUUGCAAAAAUUGAAAAAUUUGGACCUCACCUGCUGUAUUUAGAACAGCGGGAAUUAAGCGAUCCCAACCAAAUGUCAGAUGAGGAAAGACGGUUUGCUCAGAGAUAUACAUCAAGUAUGAAAAAUUAUUUGCAUGAUGCUGCACUGAAGCACAUGCCAACGAACAUGCAAUCUUUGAAACUUGAAGAAAUUGGUUGCAAGCCACAAAUGAAUGCGUCAGUAUUUAUUAAAGUAAAAAAUGAAUGUAGAGGUGUCCGUAUAGAAGAAUUUAGUGAAUAUGGUGAAGAAGAAGUGAUAGAUUUGACUGAGGGUUCUCAGCAUGUUCUGAGGUAUAAACCAAUUGCACCAUUACUAAAAGAUGGGUCUGUUCAACUUAUAUAACUGUUGCAGUUGAAAAAAUUGUUUAAAAAGUGAAAAUAUGUUCAGACUUUUAGAGAAAUUUUGUAAUAAAAGGUUAUUUAAAAUGACAUCUAGUUUAAAAUAAUUUCAGGGUAGUCAGUAAACGGAUUGGCUAUAAAUGGCUAGUGAUAAAAAUGCAGGAAAUACUUGUGUGGCAAACUGCUUUAUUUUUUCACAUAGUUCCCAUCCACGUUGAAACACUUGCACAUGGCUGCAUAAAAGUCUUUGAAUUGCUGUUGAGGGACCUUUUAUUCAGUUCCUGUAUCAUUCACAGAAAGUAUAUUAUUAAGGUUAGGCUUGAAAGGGAAAUCUCUUGAGGCAAAGCCAAGGUUGAACAGAGACUGUUGAAGAUGUUCCUUCUUGAAUUCAAAAGAUGCUUAUCGAUUGUUAGUGCCACUUGAGGCUUGUCAUUGUUGUGAUGGGGGCGCUGAGAUUCAGUAGACCCCUCAUUUCUGUAGCUUUGGGCAAGAAUUCAGUGAAUUGUAACCUGAAGCUGCAAUGUUACAUCGCAGUAUGAUGUAACAGUCACAUUCAUUCUCACUGGCAAUAAGGUGUAGCAGAAGCGAAGCUACGGUUUUCAGUGCCCGGGCACAACUGAAGAAUUUCUUCCUCUUUCUGUGUGCCAAGAAUGGAAAACAUUUCAUUUUAAAAUUUCGUAACAUGAAUUUUGUGCUCCCUGGAUGCUGCGCCCGGGAACAGAUGUUCCCCCUUGCCCCACCCUAGCUACGCCACUGAGGUGUAGUCUUGAAUUUCUUGGUUGAGACUGAAGAUGAAUAUUUCCUUUGUAUUGAAACAGGCUUUAUUUCUGAUUAUCAGUGAAACAAUCAGAUUCAUUCCCUGUAAUUAUCUUGGUAAGAAUGUACCUUCUUCUUGGCAUACUGAAAGAGAUGUUUCCAUGAUAAACGCAUGCUAAUAGUUUCACGUUUGUUAAUCAAUCACCUAAGAGCCCACUUCACCCAUAAUUUUUGAAAAAUUGAACUGAUCAUGUGCCAUACUAGGAGAUGGCAACAUCUCGGAGAACAUCUUAUUGUAAAAGCAAAGUGAUAAUUUGUUAUACAGCUAGCUUCUUGAACUGUCUUCAUGUUAUGGAAUUUUUUUGCAUUGCAGCCUGUAAAAGCUACAUAGGCUGGCCCGUGUUUAAUGGGUAUGCUGCAUAUAAUUUAUUUACUGACUUUCCUUCUUUAUAUCAAAAUAGAAAUAAACUGUUUAUGUUUUACAUUUUACCUUUAUAAGCACAUUAUGAUCAUACUCCUAAUUAUGACAUGGUUAGAUGAGCAACUCGAGGCAGUGUUAUCCCAUAUUAGCAUGUUUUUUUGUCAUUUGUUCCAUGUUGGUAAGAAUAUCAGUUUUGAUUCAAACAUUUUGGCGCAGUAUUUAUUCAGUUGUAUUUAUGCCAUCAUUUACAAAAUUUUCAUUGACCUGAAAAUUUCAUUGUUAGAUAAGUAUGGAUAUUGCCUCAACUUUUUUUUGUGUAGCUGUGGAAAAUCAUUCUGAGCAUGCUCAAACUGAAAGGCUAAGCUAAGACAAUUUUUGUCUUCUUUUUAUUAAAUUAAUUUUUAAUAUGGGCAAAAUUAUUAAAUUUUUACAUGUAAAAAAUAUUAUCAUUUGAAACUGGGUGAUAAAUUUUAAAUAACCUUUAUUGUAUAAUGUGAAAUUUAAGGUAUCACUGACUGCAUAUUGAAUAUUGAAUAAGUUAUUUAUUUCUUCUUUUUAAUAGACAGUAACUAUAACACUUUCGCUGCUGGUCAUUUGAGGUUGUGUGUAUAGUUAUAAACGUGACAUAGAAGCAGAUUGAACUCAUAUGCCAACUUAUUAUGAGAAAUAUAAUUUAAAAGAAGUAAUAAAAGAUUGUUAUCACGCACCCUUUAAUUUUAGAAAUUUUAUGACUAUGCAUCAGCAUGUGGUUGGCACUAGAGGUAAAGUUAUCUUCCCAAUGCUGCAUUAUGUGCUACCAUGCAGCAUUUAAAAAUGAAUCAGCAUAAGAAAAAUAAGUAAGAAUAUGCAUGAAAAUAAUGCAUAUUCUUACUUAAUUUUCAUAUUUCAUAUGAAACUGUAAACUAUAUAACAAACACAUAUUACAAGUUAGUUACAAUGAUAUUAUUACAAAUGAGUUUAUUACUAGUUACAAUAAUAUUAUUGCAAAAUGCAUAUUUCAGAAUAUUAUUGUGUAUUGAUCUUUUGCACAAUCUAAAUAAUAGCUGGAUAUCCUUUACAGAUUUUGCGGAUAGAGAUGGUAUUUUUACAUUUUCCUUGGGAAUAGCAACUUUUGCACUGCUUUCAUAUUACCUUCCCACCUUUCUUUUCUUCUUGCAGUAUGAGCACAUGUUCCAGUUCACAUAGAUUACAGGUAGGAGCAUUAAGAUCAGAUGGCUGUUUCACUAAACAUCUUAUCACCGACAAAUGUCUUAAAGUGACAUAUUUCUAUUGCAAUAUUUCUUAUACAUGAACUCGUCAUAAUUAUUUGCAAAAUAGAAGAAAAUACUUUGGUAAGUUACCAAUUGGUUUUCUUUUCACAUGAAUAAUAUGCAAGCAUUUGAUCUUGCUUAUUAAUGCAUGGUUAAGUUCAUUAUAUUAAAUUACCAAAAGUGGUUUUGAUUUCAUGUCACCUUUUUUGUUUGCCAUUUCUAGAAUAUCAAUUUUGUGUUCAUUAGAAAUGUAACUGACUUCUCUUUUAUCCUUCCAUUUAGCAAUCAUUACAUUAUGAGCAUGCUUUGCUACAGUUUGCCUUUCUUCCCCCCCCCCCCCCCCAACUUCUUUCGGAAAUGUUUUCUGAUUGUUCCAGCAGAAUAUAUUUUUACAUCUAGCAUCAUGCAUCCAAAAUAUCAUGGGCGUCUUUGGGAGGAAAGCAUUCGUAGUCAUUGUCACUGUCCUAACUAAAAUCACUCAGGUGAUCAUACGAUAGCUCCGUUACAGGCUUUUUAUUUUGCACAUUUCUUUUCUUUAAACAUGAAGACUCUGCAGAACUGUCAUCUGUACACUUGUGUUACAAGAUAAUUUUUUCAAUAAUUAUUAAUGCAAUUAAUUCAAAACCACAUUACAUUUGCAACUAAAUUCUAACUUUCCUUCCAUGUCAAUACCAGUAUACAUAUUCAAAACGUAAUGCCGAUUGAACUGGCAAAUAAACAUUGAGGCAUAUUUUUUCCUGCACAAGAAUGAGAUUGGCACUUGAGACAUCAACUCACAGGAUGUGCCAGUGCAUGCAUGGCUUUUCAGUGAUAAUGCCACAUCUUGCGCCAAUGUGUGAUCAGCAGCAAAUGAGUUAAUUAUUGGAAUUAUUUAUUAGAAUUAAGGUGAUACUGAAACCUAAUUUAGUUCUUUUAAAUUUAUAAUUAAAAGUUAAAUAAAUAUUCAGAGCUCUUGAAUUACAUAAUAUUUUAUUGUAUUAUUUUUCAUUUUAAGUUUUUAUUGUGUUGUAUAUAUUUAGAUCACCUUUUUUUUUUUCAUCUCAUUAAUCAUCAUCAUGAUUAACCUAUAUAUGUUAUUUGUUGAAUUUUGGGCUUCCAUGUUUUUGAAUUUUUUUUUUUUUUUUUUUUUCAAAUCAUUUCUAAUAUUCUGUAUCUUAUAAGUGCCUAUUUGCUGCUCGUGUAUUUAAUGGUAUGCAUCAAUUUGGAAAUUUGCUUCUGUAAUACUUGUUCAAUAGUUUUUAGAGUUUUUUUGAAAUAAUUAGUAUUAUUAUUAUUUUCAAAUUGUACAUUGUAAAUUUGUUUAUUGAUUUUCCGAUACAAGAAGAAUUUAGUAAAAACAGUGAUAUUUAUCCAAUUAUGUCUAAUUUCUUCGUUUUUAAUUUACUUGAAUUUAGAUAAUUUUUUUUUUGAAUGCAGCUUUAGAAAAAUUAUUGUUCAUUUCAUGUUAACGGAAAAACAAAUGCUAUGAAGAAAACUUUGAUGGUAAAUUCUUAAAAAGAGGUAAAGCAGAUACAAUAAUUUUUAAAUGAAAUUCAUAUUAUGAAAAUCUUGUCUUGAUUUUAAGUGUUUUAUUUUUAUUAUUGUUAAUUCUGAAUUGUUUUAGUCCAUUGCAGAGAUUCAUAUAUCUCGUUAUGAAAUUCUGUAAAUUAUUUUUAACUAACAUUUGAUUUGUAAAUAAUUUUAUUUAGUUUUGCUUAUUCAUAAAUGGUAUUUUGCUAAGUUUGUCUGGGAAUUAGUAAGUUUAUUUUUGUCAUAUAUAGAAUACUUUGGUAAAUGGAAGCUUUUCCUCUGUUUUUAGAAUUUUACCAUUGUAAAAUUUAAGUAAAGAAAUAUAAGGUGGAAUGAAACUAGCAAAGAAACAAAGCUUAAAAUCUAGAUUAAUGAAUUAAAUAUUAUAUUAAUUUAUUUUGCUUCAAAAUCACAGUAUAAGCAGUUUAGUUAUCUAAAAUAUGUGUUAUAAAACAAUUUUAAUUCACAUUUUUCUGUCUGGUGUAAUAGCAUCACUACUUUGUGUGAAAACAUCGAGAUUUUUCUUGUUUCAGAAUUGACAACUAUAACUACAGCAAACAAGCAUGUCAAGCCAUUAAUUAUAUUGCAAAAUUUAAAAAAAAAAAAAAAAUUCCUAGAGGCAUGCAAAAUCUUCUCGUGAGAUGGCUAGAAACCUAACAUUGUUUUUGGCUACCUAAGUUCAAGGCAUUGUCAGCAGAAGAAUAAAGAAUGUACCAACAAUUAUAUAAUAGUAACUAAAAGUUUAUCUGAAUCACACUUAUGUUUGAACUUGAAAUCAUGUAAACAUAAAGAACUAACUUGUGAAGAAAUGCAUAUGUGGCCUAACAUAUCUCAUAUCUUAUUUUAAUUCAGUUAGAUCUUAGAACAGGUACAGUCUAAAGCAAUGCUGACAUUCCCUGCAUUCUGAUAGUUAUGUAUUGCUAGGCCUCGUUAACUGUUCUUCCACAAUUUUGAUAGAGAAAUGGGGAGGAGAGUGGUCAGAGGGUUUCUUACCUCUCUUCAUUUACCACCAGCCUCUCAAGAGGACACUCUGUUUACUGCUUAUUUUGAGUGUUCCCUUGUCACACAGAUUGUUAUGUGCUUAAAAAUCUCCAUGCCUUCUCCGGAAUUCGAACCCAGGCCUGUCAGUAUGGCAGUCAGCAUCACUAGCCAUUGUAUUGGCUGGGCAGCUGAUGCUUAGAAUAAUGCAAUUCAGGGAUCCUUCUGUUUUCUCUUCUUUUUCUUACCCUCUGGAAAGGCCUUAGUGGCUAAAAAGUUAGCUAACUGCAAAUACAGUUAGGUGCAAAUGCAGGCGAACGGCUGUCUGCAUAAGGAUUUUGAUGGUUUUUCCCCAUGUGUAAUGAGAACGCAGACCAAUUUCCAUUUGAAAGUCCUACAUGAAGGCAUCCCUUUUCUUAGACAAAAAAAAAAAACCAUCAUGUGCUUUGUGAUUUUCAAGUAAUCUAACCGUUCAAUCAUUUCAUUACUUUUUAAUUAUUAUUUGGCAAUCCUAUAAAAGUCAUUGAACUAAUAUUUUUCAUUUUUAAUUAAUGCAAAUAAGUUUAUGAGUUUAUGCUACAUGCCAACACUGAAGUCUGCCUGUGUUUUCUGGAAUGUGAAUUCUGUAAAAUUUUGUAAACAAGUUCUCCAUUUUGAAAAAAUUAAUAUUGGCCAAUACUUUUUUCUAUAAUUUGCAUGAAAAUGUUUGUCACUUAAUUUCGUAGAAUUAGAAACAUUUUUCUAGGCUGACAUUUUAUUUUUUGUUAUGUACACAUGCAAAUAUUUCACAUUUCAAUUUGUGUGUAACCCUUAAAUAUGAUCUUGAGCUUUAAUAUCAAGUAACUUGGUCAACUUUUGCCAGACAGGAGACAUACUUUUUAUAUUUUUUUUAACAAAUACUAAAUUAAUUUACAUAUAAGUAUAAUGACUAAAAGAACAUACAAAAAGUUAUAUUUCAUAAUUUUUACAAAAUUGAUUUCUUCAAAUUCAGAAUUGCCAUAAUGGGAUAUUUAUAGCAUUAAAAAUACUUUUGUUACUGGAAGUAUAUGUAUACGACCAAUGGUUGCAAAAAUAAUAGCUGGGUAAGCACUUUUGUGGACAUGGUGUAUAAUAGAACAUAACAAUGUGAUGCAAGUGAUAGUAAUUAUAUUAAAUAUGCAAUAAUUUUUGUUGUCUACAAUAAACUGUUUGAUUUUUGAGUCCUUAAA
This is a messenger RNA of Stegodyphus dumicola, 6544 nucleotides long. It is a transcript of the gene Sld5, whose product is annotated as DNA replication complex GINS protein Sld5. The record is from RefSeq and is a predicted model, not a curated record. Gene Ontology annotation, biological process: double-strand break repair via break-induced replication; DNA-templated DNA replication. Gene Ontology annotation, cellular component: GINS complex. NCBI's taxonomy places the organism in Eukaryota, Metazoa, Arthropoda, Arachnida, Araneae, Eresidae.